GGGAGGGAGGGAGGAGGAGGAGGAGGCGGCGGCGGGCAGGGAGCUCUCUGCGGGCGCAGUGCUGAUCCGCCGGCGGGCGGCCGGGAAUGCGAAGCGAUGGCCGCGGGCGGCUCGGGCAGCGGCGGCGGCGGCAGCGCGGAGGAGAAGACCUACCGCCGCUUCCUCGAGCUGUUCCUGGGCGAGUUCCGCGGGCCCUUCGGGGCAGAGCCGGAGCCCGAGCCCGAGCCGGAGCCCGAACCGGAGCCGGAGCCGGAGGCGGCUGCCCCCCCUCCUGCUGCCGAAGCAGCGGGCGACGCUGACGAGGAGCCCGGGGCAGAGGGAGAAGCGGGAGCGGCCGCCGAGGCGGAGGAGGGAGAAGGAGGCGAGGGCGAUGCCGGCGACCCUCAGCCGCCCGCCCCGCCGCCGCCGCCCCCGCCGCUGCCCUCGCUGCCCCGGCCGCUCUCGGAGUACAUCACGGAGGAGGAGGUGGAGGGCGAGUGCCUGGACCUCUGCCUGCAGCAGCUCUACAAGUAUAACUGCCCUUCAUUCCUGGCCUCUGCUUUAGCCAGAGCAACUUCAGAUGAAGUCCUGCAGAGCGACCUCUCGGCACAUUUCCUGCCCAAGCACGUGGACAACGCCGACGGCAUCAUCCAGAUCGAGACCGUGAAGUUGGCCCGUUUAGUUUACAGCAAACUGCACGAGAUCUGCAGCAACUGGGUGAAAGAUUUCCCCCUGCAGCCCAAGCCCCACCGCUACUACGAGACCUCCAUCCACGCCAUCAAGAACAUGCGCAGGAAGAUGGAGGACAAGCACGUCUGCAUCCCUGACUUCAACAUGCUCUUCAACCUCGAGGACCAAGAAGAACAAGCUUAUUUUGCAGUGUUUGAUGGUCAUGGAGGAGUGGAUGCUGCCAUCUAUGCCUCCAUCCACCUGCACGUGAACAUGGUCCACCAGGAGAUGUUCCAGCACGACCCGGCCGAGGCUCUGUGCCGAGCCUUCCGCGUCACCGACGAGCGCUUCGUGCAGAAGGCAGCCAGGGAGAGUCUGCGCUGUGGAACCACCGGGGUGGUGACUUUCAUCCGAGGGAACAUGCUGCAUGUGGCUUGGCUGGGGGACUCCCAGGUCAUGCUUGUGAGGAGAGGCCAAGCUGUGGAACUGAUGAAACCCCACAAACCAGAUCGAGAGGAUGAGAAGAAGCGAAUCGAGGCCCUGGGUGGCUGCGUGGUCUGGUUUGGAGCCUGGAGGGUGAAUGGGAGCCUCUCUGUCUCCAGAGCUAUUGGAGAUGCUGAGCACAAGCCAUACAUCUGUGGGGACGCAGACUCUGCCUCCACGGUGCUGGAUGGCUCUGAAGACUACCUCAUUCUGGCCUGUGAUGGCUUCUAUGACACAGUCAACCCCGAUGAGGCAGUCAAAGUGGUGGCUGACCAUCUGAAGGAGAAUAACGGUGACAGCAGCAUGGUAGCACACAAAUUGGUGGCAUCUGCUCGGGAUGCCGGCUCCAGCGACAACAUCACCGUCAUUGUGGUGUUUCUCAGGGACAUGAACGCGGCGGUCGCGGUCAGCGAGGAGUCGGACUGGACAGAGAACUCUUUCCAAGGUGGCCAAGAAGACAAUGGGGAAGACAAGGAGAACCAUGGAGACUGCAAACGGCCGUGGCCCCAGCACCAGUGCUCAGCACCUGCAGAUUUAGGCUAUGAAGGACGAGUGGACUCCUUCACCGACAGAACUAGCUUAAGCAUAGGCUCCAGCGUUAACCCCUUGGAUGAUCAAGGCUAUUUAGACCUGACAAAAACAGAAACUAGUACACCUCAGAGUGCCAAAUGUCUGCCACCAGUCCAAGUGUUUAGUCCUGGCAUACCAAAGAGUGCAGGUGCCAUCAGCAGCUCCCCGGUGAAGAGCGAGGCCCCGGAGCCCGGCGCGCCCUGGGGCUGCGGGGGGAACCAUCGCAGGGAGGACGCCCCUCCGAGCCCGGGGGCUGCAGGGCAGGGCAUCUACAGGGUCAGGGGCUCAGCCCCCAUCUCCCUCGGGCUGGAAGAUGAACUGUUCAGAUCCUUGGGAAAACGAGCAGCGUUCCCUCAUUUGCGGCUCUGCAACGGGAAGAGGCGGCGAGGAGCCAGGCUCAAACCAAAGUUUCACACGCCGCUCUGGGCUCAGGAGCCUUCCCAAGGAGAAGGAUCCGGCCUGCCCUUCCCUGCCCGGGGCCGCAGGAGCAGGAGGGCGCUGGCCCGACCCUCCCCGUGGCGGUGGCUGCCCAGCCACGGCUCUUACAGCGAGUGUUCGAUGCGAAGACAAAGUCAUUGUAUACCAGACCCACACCUCCAUCAAUGCUGUAAAAUGUAACCACCCCCUCGUGUUCCCCUGUCAGACUCCCAAAGUAGACAUUCCCAAAAUAAAACUGGCAUCAUCAGAAAGCGAGAAAAAAAAAAUUAAAAAAAAAAAAAAAAAAAAAAAAAGAGGUGGGCAUUUCCGAACUGUACUCCAGUCCCCUGCCAAGCUGAACCCCUGUGUAAAUAGAACUAGGAAUUAAGCAAUGUAGUUGUUUGGAUCUCUGACGAAGUUCGGUGGUGGUGCCACCCCCAGCAACGCCGCAGCGCCCACCCGCACACACACACGAGUGUCCAGCCACAUCAGCACGGAGCCCAGCGCUGCCCGCGGGCAGCCCGCGCCGGGGCACGCUCCUCAAACACGCAGAAGGUUGCACCUGCCUGAGAAAUGUCUGUGGAGCAAUACUCAAGGAACGAUCUGGGUUAGAACUGCCAAAUUUUUUUUUUUAGAGCGGGGGGAAGUUUCCGUAGAGUCGAGGUGUGGGGGUUUUUUUGGGUUUUUGUUUUUCUUUUCGUGUUCUGCUUUCUGUUUAUUCCAGGUGAGCGUUAAGAUGAAUUAGAAAAUUACAUCCAUUUUUGCAGGUAGACGACUAAAAGCCAUACAGGGUUUACCAGGUACCUUAGGAAUGGACACACUAAGCUCCUGCUGCUCUGGUCUCAGACUCCCAUCGAGGUACAGAUUCAUCAUUUACCUUUAUUUUUUUUCCAUGUAAUAUAAAAUGCGGAGUAUGAAGAAAAAACUUUUCUUGCAGUUUAAAAAAAAAAAUAUUUCCUGUGGCUGGAAGUGCAGUGUAGGGAAUUUUGUAUCUUUCUGGUGCUUUUAGUGGCAUUUUUCUCAUUUCUCAGUUUAGGAAAUUGUUCUCAAUGAGUUGAACAUGACUGUGCUUAAUGCUUUGAGCCAACCUCUUCCCACCUUAACUUCAUCUCAGGUCUUAAAAGAACCCAACCCGUGGAGGUGUCCAGUCCCACCCUCUGUCCCCGCGGAGAUCAGGAGCUGUUGGAUGAGCUGUGUGGUUCUGGUGAGGACUCCCAGGUGGCAAAGGCAGCAUUUCACAGCCAGUGGCAGCAGGAAGGACGCACCCGGCUGUGUGUUCAGGGUGCGGAGGGAUGGGUGAUGCCGGAGCAGCCCAGAGGGGAUGGAGAUGCCGAGGAUGCAGCAGAGCAGGGCUGGGGCUCCAGCAGACAGGAGGAACUCAGUGCCCGGCUGGGCUCUGCUCCGGGUCCAGGAGGGCCAGGGAGGAACCCAGCUGCCCUUCUUUGCUUGAGCAGCGGCCACCAGCCCCUCCCCGCUCCCGAGGGGAGGUCACACCCGCAGGGGAGCCGCUAAUUGGGACCUAAAGAAGCGGCCGAUUCCCAUCAGCUCCGCUAAGUCCAGAGCCCGCUCCUACCCUCUGCUACAGCGAUGCUCUGGGAGGAGUAUGAACAAAAUAGGUCUUCAUAGGCACUUAGUGAACAAUUCAUAUCAUUUUAGCAGUAACAAUAGCAGUAUUAGUGUUUAGCUAGAAUUUGCAAGUAUUUUAAUAUUAAGUAAUCAAGAAAAUUAUUCAACAUGACAAGAUGGCGAGGCUUGAAUUCUGCCAAUUUCUGCUGCUUCUCUCUUUGAUGCACUAUUUUAAAAGCAAUCUGAUGAACAGCAAAAGGCUUUGUGAGCAACCAGGAGUUGGAGUGUGGCUUUAGAUUCCUUUGAUCUUUUUCAGACUUUGUUUUAAUCUUACGGGAUCAUUGGCUCUUAUCUGCCAUCUUAUUCUGCCUUAGCUGUUGUCAACGUUCUCUUUAGCUGCAGCUUCUGUUCCAAGUCAGAUUUACCGAGGAAAUUUGAGAAACCAUGAAAUGGUAAAAUAUGCAACUCUGGGGCAUCUCUGCGGUGCCUUUGUUUUAAAUUAUUCACAGUAAUAAUGACUCACUGAAAGUCCAUCUUUAGCUGACUGUCAUGUUCUGGAGAGAAAGGUGGUGUAAGUGCAAUUCUUGAUGUGAGUAAAUUAGAAUGCAAACCUGUCACGGAUGAUAAAACUUCUUCCCAGUCUGCAGGAGCAGUUGAAGAGCACUGGACUGCAUGUGUGCUGUUUUGGGAAGGAUCUAGCUUUUUUAGGUGUGGAUUCAUAAAUGGUAAUUCUGCGACUCAUCCCAUUUAUCUUGCUAGGAGAAAAAAAAAAAUCCACCAUCGUAGUUGCAGUGUGGUCAGGUAAAACCAUUGUAUAGAUAGAGCAAGUGUUCAUUUCUUCACUAACUGCAUAUUUAUAGAGUAGAUAGGAACCAUUUGUAAGGUAAGUCCUUUAAAGUUCUAUAAUAUUAAAAGUAGUGGUUAUUGGUCUGAUUAUGCUGCUCUUGAUUCUACACACUAGACAAAAAAGCAGUGCUUGUGAAAUGCAGUGUUUUCUCUUAAUGCCACUGGUGAUAGGAAGUAGUUCCUUCAGUUCAAACUCCUGUGCCCUUAUCUGCUGCUUGCUGACGUAAGCAAUAAUCCCUCUCUAACGGUAUCUAAGUGUUCUGUAUCUCGUACCUUGAUCGUCUAUCUGGUGACAGUGUAAAAUAUUAGGCUAAUAGAGAAGUAUCUCAUUGUAUUUAUUAACUGUUGAUACUGAGAUUUAGUCUGUGACCUGUGUUUUGUAUUUUUAUCGUGUAUCUUAGUGGUGGUGAAAAUUUGUACAACGAAUCUUUCCAAUAAAGAGCUGAAGUAUCCCUCAUCCGCGUUCACACGACCCCGCAUCCCUCUCGGUCGACGCGGUGACCGUGGUUGCAGAACCAGGAGGUAGCAGUGACAACAUGACUUUAGUUUUGUUCUGUUUCACUUGUGGUGGUUUUGAGGAAGGGGCUCGGGGCUGGUUUGCCUGGAGCUGCUCAAAACUGGCUCGUGAGCUCUUCACUGUGAGCGCCGCGGGGCUGUUCCAACGCUGAGCAACGUGUGCGGUGCAGAGAGCAGGACAGCACCAGGGCAGGGAGCUCUUCACCCAUUCCAUUUGCACUAGAGGUGGGUGGAAACGCACGUGUGGAACUUUUCUUUACCUAGAAGUGCCAUCCAUUGUCCUUGGAACGAGAACGGUUCGUAGCCGAGCUGCGGCGCCGCGGCGCUGGAGGACAAUGUCCAAGCAGACUUUAACUUACACCACGUUUCUGGUGGUGCAGCAUCCUAGAAACUCCGCCUGUUUUUGGAGCACUGUGUGUCAGUUGUCCCAUGGGCAGAUGAGGCACGAGGAGUUGUGUGCACAGACAUGGCUGCUGUAGUUCAGGUCCACUCUCUCCUCACCAAAUCCUCCCGACCCCAAGAUUCUGCGGGAAUAAAGCAAAAUGAGAAAGAUUGGUCUAAAUUAGGGGCUGUUUUAGCACAAUUUCUUCACUCGGCACUCAGUCACAUAAACAAAGCCAUCCAAGGGGAUACUGCAGCUUUGUUCAUGUCUGUAAUUUAGGGCAAUCUUUCUUUAAUUCACAUCCUCUUUGCGACAGGAACAAAACUUUCUACCCUUGUAUCAUGUGCAAUAAUAAGGAAGCAUUAACAGGACCUCGGAGCCCGAUGUCCGUGCCCCUCUCCAGCCCUGGCACAGCCCUUGCCAGCAUUAAAAACAAACAAGCCCCACCUGUCAGGGUCUCGUGGAACCCUUGUCGUGUCCGGUCUUUCCUCUCCUUCCCUCUGAAGACACCUCGGGAUGAGAGCGGGGAGGUGGCUGAGCUCCCCCCGAGUGCUGCUGCUCGUGGCCAGCCAGGCACGGGCUCAGCUCCUGGGUGCUCCUGCUGACCUUUCUGUAGUACCUUGUUCAUGAAACAUGUUCUUUAUGAAGUGAAUAAAUUCAAGCUAAAUCAUGUACCGGUGUUGGGACUUUUCCAUUUGCAAUCUUGUUCUACAGUUCACCCGCCAGUUUAGUUCUAACCAUGUAUUAGUCAUCCAUAUUUUAUUUAUGAAAGCUGUUUCUACAGGAAAAACUGUUGAAGUUUUACCAAUAUCUUAAUAAAACAGUAAUUUAAACCACA
Molecule: messenger RNA, 6266 nt
Organism: Passer domesticus (house sparrow)
Lineage: Eukaryota; Metazoa; Chordata; Aves; Passeriformes; Passeridae
Gene: PPM1E
Product: protein phosphatase, Mg2+/Mn2+ dependent 1E
Exons: 7
Coding region: 97-2319 (740 amino acids)
Biological process (GO): negative regulation of protein kinase activity; protein dephosphorylation
Cellular component (GO): nucleus
Molecular function (GO): protein serine/threonine phosphatase activity; cation binding
Source: RefSeq, a predicted model, not a curated record